UUGAGGGGAAAGGAGUAAUUGUGUUUGUCCUCUGCCGUUGUUCCGUUGUGGUUUUUUUUUGUUUAUUCUGCCGAGGGCAGUCCCUCAGUUAUCCACAUGUCGGGACUUGAGGGGUCAUUUUUGUGAUUUUUGUGAUUUUCCUGAGGGGGUCCUCCAGUCCCCCACUCCUUGAGGCACUUGCAAAGUGGUGAAAAGGAGUAUAGUAAUCACGUUGCUGUUUUGGGCCGAAGGCUGACGCUUUCGUUUCAUUUUGGGGGAUGCCUCGUUAAAAACCUCAUUAGGAAAAACCCUGUGGGAAAAAAUCCUAAUGAGGGAAAAAGAGUGCACCGAAUUCCCCCAAUGAUGAAUCGAAAACGUGAAGCCCUGGUUCGAAAUGGAGUACAAUGCUGAUGCCGAAGGCUAUCGUUGUUCUGAGGGCUCAUGUGUUGAUUAGCCAGAGGCUUGUUGUUGAUAUCCUGGGAGGUGCCGAAGGGGAGUCCCUCAAUCUGGGGAUCGAGGGCGUAAUGAAUGUGAGUAGUAGUUGAAGUGUUACCAUGAUGUUUUCUGUUCGUUGAUUGGUCGGUGAGGAGGGUAUCCGAGGGCUCCCGUUACCUGUGUGUCGUAGACUAUCCGUCAAUGAGGCGUACUCCCCGGGGGCUACCCGGUCCUCAAAGUGCUGAGGGGGAUCCCCGAGGGGUGGCCUGAUAUGAAGCCGUGGGAUUCUGAAGGAGUGAGCCCGAAGGCAUUUGUUAUGUAGUGUGUGGGGCACAAACCGGGAGCGUCUCUGGGUAAGUGUACCCGGAGGCUCUUCUUGAUGAAAUGGAGUGAAGUAAAAAGCCCGGGGGCUAGUUUCUUGGUUGACGAAGGAGUGGUCUGUCAAGUGUAGCCGGGAGCUCCCAGAAUAUAGCCGUUGGAAAUAUAACCGUUGGAAUAUCUAACGUCAGAAUAUAGCCGUUGGGGGGGGGGGGGGGCUUCCACGUGGCGCGCGCUCGUUGGCUGCCCGUGGGUGGGUGUCACCGAUUGGGCGAAACCACGGUUUGUAAUGAUGGCAGUCCAACCGGAGGCCCAGUUUCCAGGCCCAAGCCCGGAUCCAAGCGCCUAUAAAUACCCCAUGGCCGGCUUCACUUCCCUUGUGCGAUAUCAUUGUAGCGAAGCUCUGCCCAAAUUCCUAGAGAGAGAAACAACCGCCUUCGAUCUAACUCCCGUUACAAGGUCAGUUCCUCACUUGUCCUCCACCCUUGUCACCUAGCUGUACUUAGCGGCCUUAGGACUUACACUUAGGAAUCUUAGCUUAGAGCACUUAGCAUAUUUGAGCCCUCGAACUAGCACGGACGAUGUCUUCGCAAAGCGAUUCUCAAGACAUCUCGGGGGCGCCCUCGAUGGAGGAGGAAAUCAUCUCGGACGUGGAGUCAACAAGUGAACAGCCCUCAGCGGGACAAGAUGCUGUCGUCGCGAUGGAGUUGCAGAAAGCCCUCGUUGCUGAGGUGGAAGCCGAGGGCUUCGAACAAGAGUGUGAAGACGAAGAGCUGGCCCUCGCCUGGCAAGUAGCUGAGGAAGAGGCGCAGAAAGAGGGGGCGAGGGUCACCGUUGCUGUUCUCCCCCCUCGGGGAACUGGUGAGGCUAGCACCUCUCGGCCGCUGAACGCGGUUCCCAUCCGGGUGGCCCCCGGAAAAAAGAAGGCGAAGGUUGCUGCUUCCAAGAAGAAGGGCAGCGUCGCAGACUAAGGGAAGCCCCUCGAUAUGCCCGAGGGGUAUUCCUACUUGAAUACUGCCGCCCUAUAGAUAAAGUCGAAAGCUGACAGGGAAGAUCUCUAUGUCACCCAACUACAUGUGGGCCCCUCGGCCGUUGUGGUGGCACCGGGUCCCAAUGACGUCCUCUCCCGGGCUCCCGAGGGCUGUAUUGCGGUGCACGUCCUGUCCGUGUCGAUGGGGCUCCGGUUCCCCCUACACCCCUUCCUUCGGGAAUACCUCCGGUUCGUGGGUCUGGUCCCCUGCCAACUGACGCCGAACAGCCACUCCUACAUCACGGGCUUCCUCCAUCUCUGCAAAUCCCAGGGGGUAACGCCUAGCUUGGAUCUCUUCUUUCAAAGUUUUAACCUGUGCCGGGGGGCAUGCGAAUGCCGAGGGCUUCGCGAAUUUGCAGCAGGUGGCUUUGUUCAAGCUGUUUACUGAGGCGCCCUCCUCAAACAAGGGGUGGAAGGACCAGUGAUGCUUCAUAAAGUUGGCCGAGAGCCCCUUCCCGAGGGAACUGCGUGACCGGUUCAGGCGCCAUGAAAAGAGGAGGAGCGCCGCCCUCGAGAAAGAUGGCAGGAUCCUGGCGAAGAUCCUGGAGGGCCGAGACAAGAACAUAACCAUCAAGGAGUGAACCCAAGAGGAGGACCUCUACACCCUCGGGUUCCGGCGGUAUCGCUUCCUGGGGGAAACAGAUGAAAAGUUCCCGGCAUUUGAGGGAGCCUCCGGAGGUAGUCGCUGAGAGCAUCCAGUCCUUAGACUUAUGUAUAUUUAGGCCUAGAUAUAUAUAUAUAUAUUAUUUUUUUUGUUGUAUCUUUUCUCCUCCGGCUUUAACCGUCUUUAUUAUUUUUUUUCCAGGUAUCAACAUGGAUCUCAACGCCUUCGCCGCCCUCAAAAAACAGAAGGCCAAGGCCCCGGGCCAGAAGGAGCCCACCAAGCAGAAGCCCCUUGGGGAGUUCUUGAAGAAGGGCAGUGAGCCCUCGGAGGAGGCCGCAAAGAGGAAAGCCGCCGGCAAGGCCCCAAUCCCCGAGGGGAAGAGGCAGAAGAAGGGGGAUGCCGGGAAGAAGGCUCCCCCAGUGCUGGUGGUGGACGAACACUUCGCUUCCGAGUUCAGUGCCCAAAUGGCAACAACUGCUCCUCGUCUGCCCUCGGGCCAAGGGGGUGAGGCAAGCUUGCCCCGGGAGGACAUACGGUUCUCCCUGCCGAAGGGGGCCGCCAUCACACAUGGCACCGUAGACCCCCGGGAGUUUUUCGGCGGGGCUACCCCCGCUCUGGAUAGGAGGGCCCUCGGGAAGCUUGAUGACGAAGCUCUCGAGUCAAAAAUCCUCCGGUCCUCCCUUACUCCCUCGACGAACACGCUAGGAGGUUUGAUGAGUUGCGCCUCCAGAAGGCGCAACAGGAGGAGUCCUUCAAAAAGCUUAUUCAUGAUAAUGCCGAGGCCAUGAGGCAGAUGGCUCAGCUGGAGACGGACCUCCAGCAGGCGAGGGCGGAAGGUGAGAAGGCGGCCAAGGAGAAGGCGGAGGUGGAGAAGGCUGCUGCCGAGGCUGCAAAAAGGCCUCCGAAGACGCAGAGGCCGCCAAAGCAGAGGCCGCUGCCGGUGCAGUUGCUGCCUUCAUGGCCGAGGGUUGGAAGGCAGAAGGCCAUAAGGACUGGGUGGCCUCGGUCGUGGAGGGAUCCGCCGACGGGUGGGUGAAGGGCCCCGGGGCGAUGUGGCUAGCCCGAAAGGGUGAAGAUUAUUAUGCCGGGGGGAAUUCUUCACCCAGGCCUUGAUCUACAGAAGGCUUGCACGACACUUGAAGAUCGAGCCGGCGGCCUUCGAGCCGGCGGCCUUCGAGCCGGCGGCCUUCGAUCCGGCCUCCCCCCCUCCAGCCUGAUAUCAGAGUCCCCCUUCCCGAGGGCGUUGAAAGGCCGGAAUUGGAGGAUUCUGAGCUCCUGAAAGAGGCCGAGGGGGAUGAAGCAGAGGUUGGCAUGGAGGUCAUCUCAAAGCCCGCGGAAGAGGGUGCCCCCGGAGCUGAAAAUAUCUGACCUGUAUUUAGUAGCAUUUUGAACGUCUUUUUUUUGUAUGUAAUGGAUAUCUGUGUACUCUCGGCCUCGGCCAUAUUGUAAUAUAUACUUUAACUCUUCCAUUCUUCUUAUGAAUGAAUACCGGCCUUCGGACUUUUGUGUAUAAUUCGUUUCCUUCGAUUGUUUUUCUUUGAAUGUAUGCCAUCGUUUUUUUUAAUGUAUGC
Molecule: messenger RNA, 3937 nt
Organism: Cuscuta europaea
Lineage: Eukaryota; Viridiplantae; Streptophyta; Magnoliopsida; Solanales; Convolvulaceae
Source: the annotation of a GenBank genome assembly